Molecule: messenger RNA, 600 nt
Organism: Effrenium voratum
Lineage: Eukaryota; Dinophyceae; Suessiales; Symbiodiniaceae
Source: the annotation of a GenBank genome assembly
AUGGCGGCUGUGUUCGAAGAGCAGGGCCCUGCGUACAUCAGUCUGGACGGCGCGGCCGCAAUGCCGCUGCCGGCAUGGAGCAACCUGGAGCGCACCUGGGACCCGGAGUGGCAAGCGCUUCUCCCAGGCACGCCCGGGCAAGAUUACGACUUCCCCAAGCUGAAGCUCUGGGCCGAACUGGGAGCCAAUCUGCCAGUUCUUCCCAUGGACGGUGCCCAGGCGCCCAUGGUGUUCAGCGAGGCCGAGCCUCUGCAGCUUGAACCCAAGGGUAACACGAACAAAGAACUUCUGAAGAGGCAGCUCCAAAAAACCCAGCUCUGCAUGUUCUGGAAGAGGAACUGCUGCGCCAAGGGGACGGACUGUACAUUUGCUCACAGUCUGGAGGAGCUGAAGCAGCCGCCCGAUUUGCGGCGGACCUCCCUCUGCAAGCAGUGGCUGAAGAAUCGUUGCCCGUACACUGCCACCACCUGCAGGUACGCUCAUGGUGAAGCAUAUCUCCGACGCACGUUUGAGGACGGCUCGCGCCGACGAAGCAAAGCUCGCAAGGACUCUGGCAGUGAUGGAUCGACUUCAACGGAGGAGGGACUAUGGAAGUGCUGA